GACAAAGCUCGAGUUCAAGUGUAUUUAAGUGGCGAAAGCUGCUGCCGGCAGAUCAUUCAAGCGUUUGACGCCGUAGAGAAGUGAACGUCUCACAAUCGCGAACAAUUUUCUGUUUUGAUUUUGAAAUGCCUCGUCUGCUGUGUUUUGUGUUCUUGGCGAUCGCGCUUCCGGCCUGUUUUGCGAUCCACAUCCAGCCGCGCAGCUCUUGGAACGCGGCGGCUGCUCGCUCCCCUGCGCGCAUACCCGGCAAGGUCGACUAUGUGAUCAUCCACCAUUCGGACAAUCCGAACGGUUGCAGCACGGAGACGGAGUGCAAGCGGCUCAUCAAGAACAUCCAGAGCGAUCACAAGGGUCGUCGCAAGUUCAGCGAUAUCGGCUACAACUUCAUAAUUGCCGGCGAUGGUAAUAUCUACGAAGGUCGUGGCUUCGGCUUGCAGGGCUCGCACGCACCCAGCUACAACCGCAACAGCAUCGGCAUUGUCUUCAUUGGCAACUUCGAGAAUACGAUACCCUCGCAGACUAUGUUGCAGAAUGCCAAAGAUCUGAUGUCCCAUGCCGUGCAACAGGGUUAUCUCAAGGACAAUUACACCUUGUUGGGACACCGUCAAACCAAAGCGACCGCCUGUCCAGGACAGCGUCUCUACGAUGAAAUUAAAACUUGGCCUCAUUGGAAAAGUCUUUAAACGUAGCCAUGGAUGAGGCUUGAGAAAUGUUUUUAUAGAGCCAUAAAAAGUGAUAAGAACCACUGUACGUUGUAUUAUAAUAAAUAUUAUUUAGUUAAUUAGUUAAA
Messenger RNA from Zeugodacus cucurbitae (melon fly), 790 nucleotides. It is a transcript of the gene PGRP-SB1, whose product is annotated as peptidoglycan-recognition protein SB1. The record is from RefSeq and is a predicted model, not a curated record. The transcript is spliced from 3 exons. Gene Ontology annotation, biological process: peptidoglycan catabolic process; innate immune response. Bases 126 to 683 code for a protein of 185 amino acids. Lineage: Eukaryota; Metazoa; Arthropoda; Insecta; Diptera; Tephritidae. Gene Ontology annotation, molecular function: N-acetylmuramoyl-L-alanine amidase activity; zinc ion binding; peptidoglycan binding.